GAUCUCAAAUCGAAACGGGAGCGAAACGAACCAUUAUGUGAAAGUGAACGCAGUACUGUACAUAUGAAUACUCCAACCGAGGAAUAUGAUCCUCCGUUUUUUGUCGAAAUACGCUGCAAAAACAUUGCUGAUUACGAGCGACAAGAAGGGCGUAUGCCACUCAGGCCACAGGUAAUAACACAUUUUAUAGGCUCACUGGAUUAG
Molecule: messenger RNA, 204 nt
Organism: Gongylonema pulchrum
Lineage: Eukaryota; Metazoa; Nematoda; Chromadorea; Rhabditida; Gongylonematidae
Source: the annotation of a GenBank genome assembly